Messenger RNA from Suncus etruscus (white-toothed pygmy shrew), 1907 nucleotides. It is a transcript of the gene PPCS, whose product is annotated as phosphopantothenoylcysteine synthetase. Gene Ontology annotation, molecular function: phosphopantothenate--cysteine ligase activity. Gene Ontology annotation, cellular component: nucleus; cytoplasm. NCBI's taxonomy places the organism in Eukaryota, Metazoa, Chordata, Mammalia, Eulipotyphla, Soricidae. Bases 11 to 946 code for a protein of 311 amino acids. The record is from RefSeq and is a predicted model, not a curated record. The transcript has 3 exons. Gene Ontology annotation, biological process: coenzyme A biosynthetic process.
CUCCGGACUAAUGGCGGAAGUUGACCUGGUGGCCGAAUUUCCCCGGCCUGCGGGUGCCACUCGCUGGGCGGAGGUGAUGGCUCGCUUCGCCGCGGGGCUGAACGCGCAGGGCCGCCGGGUGGUGUUGAUCACGUCGGGCGGCACCAAGGUCCCCCUGGAAGCGCGGCCAGUGCGCUUCCUGGACAACUUCAGCAGCGGGCGGCGCGGGGCCACCUCGGCCGAGGCCUUCCUGGCCGCCGGCUACGGGGUCCUGUUCCUGCACCGCGCGCGCUCCGCCUUCCCCUUCGCCCACCGCUUUCCGCCCCAGGCCUGGCUGUCCACCCUGCGGCCCUCGGGCGCCUCUCCUUCGGGCGCGCUGAGCUUGGAGGCCGAUGAGAAGGCGCUCCCGGGCUUCGCUUCGGCUUUGAGGCGCUACCAAGAGGCCGCGGCUGCAGGCACCUUCCUGGCCAUCGAGUUCACCACCUUGGCCGAUUACCUGCACCUGCUCCAAGCUGCGGCGCAGGCUCUCAGUCCGCUAGGCCCUUCUGCGAUGUUUUACCUGGCCGCGGCCGUGUCCGAUUUCUAUGUUCCUGCCUCCGAAAUGCCCGAACACAAGAUCCAGUCAUCUGGGGGCCCACUGCAGAUAACGAUGAAGAUGGUACCAAAAAUGCUAUCUCCUUUGGUUAAAGACUGGGCUCCCAAAGCAUUUAUAAUUUCCUUUAAGUUGGAGACUGAUCCAUCCAUCGUAAUUGAUCGUGCACGGAAUGCUUUGGACACUUAUCGGCAUCAAGUGGUGGUGGCUAAUAUCCUUGAGUCACGAAGAUCCUUUGUCAUUAUUGUAACCAAAGACUCAGAAACAAAGUUAUUGCUCUCGGAGGAGGAAGAAGAAAAAGGUAUAGAGAUAGAAGAGAAGAUAGUGAAUGAUCUUAAGUCUCGACACACAGCUUUUAUGUGCGACAAAAACUGAAAAAGCCAUUAGAGAAUCAAACAUUGUUCAGUGGACCAGGGCCCUGACAAAUGGUGAGAACCAGAAUAAGAUAUACAGGAUGAAGGGAAAAAAGUGAUUGAUGUACAGGCAGUUGUUUUACUUUGUUAUUUGUCUUCUCAAGGCUAUUUUAUACUUACUAUAAAUGAAAAUGAGCAAAACUGUGAUGACUGAACCAGCUAAAAAAUGCCUGAAUGUGAUCUUGAUUUUGAAAAUGAACACAUGGAGGUUCUCACUUUUUUCAUAAGAGUUUAUUGGAAAUUAUAUCUUUCAGAGUAUACAUGUGGGUCUGAAAAUCAAUAUUUGUAUUAUAGAGGAAUUAAGGAUGCAUGAAUGAUUUUGCUUUUGAAGAUCGUUUGUUGAUGCCUACUAUAUACUAGGCUGUAAGAAUUAUGAGGAUUCAAAAGAUGGAUACAUGUGUAGUUUGGAACAUAGACCUAUUAAAAAAAAACUAAGUGCAAUAAAAAAUGUGGCCAAAAAUUGAUGCAGUAGAAAGAAUGCUUUGCUUUUGUUUUUAAUUUCUAGAAGGAGAGAGUAAGAACACUUGCCUGAAAAUAGUUGCCUACCCAAUAGAGUUUCACAAACUUGGCCUACGACUCAUUAAACCCCUAGACAUCUUUACUCUUUCCACAAAAAAAACAAGUACCCUCUAAUUGUACCAGAGGCUACUACACCACUAACUAGUUCCAACAUUCCACUUCCCUCCAUCUCCACCCCAUUUUGGGAAAUACAGUUCAAGUGAUGAAUUUCCUACUAAUAGCUACUUUUUACAUCUUGCCCUAGAUUUACUACAUAUUUAUGUUAAUUUAUCAUUCAGACUACUCUUGAAACUUAACCCAGGUCCAGGCAGGGCCAAAUGGUGACCUGUUUACCUGAAAGCAGCAUUUAAGAGUAAUAAAGAAUCUAUGUAUCUCAUGGUGAUUCAGUUAAAAAAAAAUAAAUU